This is a messenger RNA of Amphibalanus amphitrite, 2830 nucleotides long. Its product is annotated as probable tubulin polyglutamylase TTLL9. The transcript has a single exon. Gene Ontology annotation, biological process: protein polyglutamylation; microtubule cytoskeleton organization. Gene Ontology annotation, cellular component: cilium. Bases 375 to 1727 code for a protein of 450 amino acids. Lineage: Eukaryota; Metazoa; Arthropoda; Thecostraca; Balanomorpha; Balanidae. The record is from RefSeq and is a predicted model, not a curated record. Gene Ontology annotation, molecular function: tubulin binding; tubulin-glutamic acid ligase activity.
AAAGACUCUGAAAAUGAACACACCCCUACAACAAUUUACAGCCUCUGCGAUACUGAAAUACCUUCAAAUACGUUGUAAAACUUCAAACGUGCCUAAACUGAUUCCAAGUAAAACCAUCAAAUUAGCGAGUUUGUUCAUGACAACUAUCAAAGACCGAUAGACCGCCUCUGUCGUUGCACUUUACGACUCUCCUUGUUCACGGCAGCAGCUGCAGCCGAAUCUUCCCCGAGCUCCAUCAGUUUUGUUUAACACCAGUUCAGCUGCAACGUCUAAAGAGCCACUCAAUCACUGGAAUAUUGCCAGUCUUCGAAAGUGCACAUCACAGUGGUGUUGCGUGAGGCCAGACAUCACAGUGACGCCAAAGUGACGUCGCCAUGCAGGCUGAGGCGGCGGAGAAGAGGCGCUCGAGUGACACGUGCGCCGGCCGGCCGGUGGUGCGGUUCCGCUGCAGCUUCGGCCACGUAAUGAUGGACGUGUUCCGGUCUCGCGGCUGGAAGGAGGUCGGCCCCGAGGACCAGGACUGGGACGUCAACUGGUGUGACGUCAGUCAGUUGAAGGAGCAGUACGACCACACCUUCCUGCAGGACCACCAGCGCAUCUCGCACUUCCGCAACCACUACGAGCUCAGCAGGAAGAACAUGCUGAUGAAGAACCUGCGCCGGCUGAAGCGGCACAUGGAGAAGAGCGGCAGUCGCGAGGAGGCGGAGCGCUGCGUCAUCUGUCCGACCUCGUUUGAGCUGCCCAGCGAGUACCACAUGUUUGUGGAGGAGUUUCGGCACAGUCCGCGCGCCAUCUGGAUCAUGAAGCCGGCGGGCAAGAGCCAGGGCCGCGGCAUCUUCCUCACGCAGCGACUGAAGGAUGUCACCGAGUGGAAGAUCAAGGACAAACAGUUCACGCCCAGCUUCCUGGCUGGCGACAAAGACGCUGCUCUGGGCCCCGAGACGUACGUCGUACAGCGCUACAUCGCCAACCCCUACCUGAUCGGCGGCCGCAAGUUCGACCUGCGCCUGUACGCUCUGGUCUCUUCCUUCACGCCGCUCAAGGUGUGGCUGUACCGCGAGGGGUUCGCCAGGUUCAGCUCCGCCGAGUUCACCACGUCCCAGAUCGAGGACAACUGCAUCCACCUGACCAACGUGGCCAUCCAGAAGCACGCGCUCGACUACGACCCGGAGCGCGGCAGCAAGUGGAGCAUGCGCCGGCUGCGGCGAUUCCUGCGCGCGCGACACGGUGACGCGGUGGUCGACACGCUGAUCGCCAAUAUCAACAACGUGUUCAUCAAGGCGCUGCAGAGCGUCCAGAAGAUCAUGAUCAACGACAAACACUGCUUUGAGCUGUACGGCUUCGACAUCCUGAUUGACAGCGACCUGCGCCCGUGGUUGAUCGAGGUCAACUCCAGUCCCUCGCUGGCCACCACCGGCCAGGAGGACUACCGGCUCAAGUUCGCGCUGCUCGACGACACGCUGCACGUGGUGGAUGUGGAAGGCCGGCUGACGGGCCGCGAGCUGCGAGUCGGCGGCUACGACCUGCUCUGGAACGACGGGCCCGUGCUGCCGGCGUGCAGCGCUCGCAGCUGCCACAGCUCCGGUGGCGGCGAGCAGCGCUCCGGCUUCCUGGGAUGCCACAACGACCGAGAGCAGCAGCUGAUGGAGGUGCUGCAGAGCAGGGGCGGCAAGGGGCGCGGCCGCACCGCGCGGCCAUCCACCUCCGUCCAGCACAUCUGUCAGUGAGGGACAGUGGCGAACGGUACUCGUACAUCUAUCAGCGAGCGCAAACCACUUCAGAUGUGACAUCAGUACGACCUACUGCGCAGCACAUCUGCCAUGCGUCAGCGUUCUCAGUCUUGGCGCAUCUGUUACUACAGGGUGUUUCACAAUAAAUGUUACUUUUGAAUAGCUUAAAUGAAGAUCUUACUUGUUCGUAAGCGCGUAAAUUUUAUAUGCAUUUUGCUGCAAAUUUGUAGCGGUUUUUAGUCCUUACAUUUUUUUUACAAACCGUCAACGGUUCCAUCUGUAUGGACGUGCAAUGCCAACACCGUCAAAACGGGUCAAUUCGCCGUGUACAGAUGAUGAGGCGGUAUGGGUGCGUCAUGCAUUACGGCGCUUUGCGGAGUCUGACCGCAGUGCGACGGAGUUUCAGUAGCCAUUUAAAAGGAGGAAGGAUAUUCCGUCAAAAAAUGUCUUUCAAACGGGUAGUAGAAAGGUUCCAGAAGACACGAGACCAGCCCCGACUCCUGGCCGGACGGCGAUCCCAGAGAAUCUGGUUGAAAAAGUCAGACGGAAGGGUGGCAUAGUGGAGAACCCGUGAAGGGUGCUGAACUGAAAGUUAUAUGUUCAUCAGUCCUACUGUUCUGCUGUCUCAUGUGGUAAUACUCAUGAGCCGUAUUGUAAUACGUCACUGAAACAUCGUCGUUUGAAAAGCAACAUUCAUUGUGAAGGACCCUGAAGCUUAACAGCGAAUUGACCCUUUUUGAUGGCGUGGAUAUUGCACGUACAUAAAGAAUGCAGUUGAUGAUUCGUCAUAGUUUUUGUAAGGAUAAGAAACCCGAAAGAAUUUGCAACAAAAUGAAUAUGGAAUUUAUGGGCAUACGAAUAACUGAGGUCAUUUUAAAAGCUUAUCAAAAGUAACGUUUAUUGUGAAACACCCUGUAGAUAAACACACCCUGCGUCAGUAAUUGACCAGACAUCGCACAUCAAGACAACACAUUAUUGUGGCCGUUUGCUCUGGCACCCAGCUGCCGCUGAUGUUUCUGCCGGUAGAACUUGUGUUUUGCACACGUGAAAAGUGAUUGUACAACAUUGUUGCUAUCUAAUCGCUAACAAACUCUUAAUUU